Coffea arabica (coffee) is the source of this 1493-nucleotide messenger RNA. Lineage: Eukaryota; Viridiplantae; Streptophyta; Magnoliopsida; Gentianales; Rubiaceae. The record is from RefSeq and is a predicted model, not a curated record.
UCACUAGUCCCUACCACAGUCUACUUAGGCUUUCUCUUCCCCCUAAAUUAGGAUAGACUAAAUUAUACAAAUGUAUGGUUACUGACAAAAAAAAAAAUACCAUUUUUCCUUUUCCUUUGCUUUGCGAACCCAUUGAAAAGAUAAAACGUGGACUAUACAUUGAUGCCAUCAUCAGGAGGAGUAAAAAAUACUACUGGUACGUAGUAGUAACCGGAAAGGAAUUUUAUGAAAUAAUAGCAUAUAUGUAGCAGAAUCGAAUCCUCUUUAACUCGCUUUUCCUUUUUUCCUUGACCCCCGGUAUUAUUCUCUCUUCCCUCCUGCAAUUGCGAGUUGCGGUGCCUUUUUCUCUCAUCCACUUGCCACCACCGAUUUCCACUUCCUGCUAGCUGCAGCGGAAAAGAAGCACCAGAGCUAGCUGCGGGCAGGCAGGAAUAAGCUAGCUAGUGGAAUUCUCUAAGCAUGAGCCAUGAAAAGUGUGUCGACGAAGGUUGCAAGCGGUGUUCACGGAGGGGCUACUUUAAUCGCUCUUCUGCAGCUGUACUUAAACGUGGUCGCGGCCGAGCCAUAUGCUCUUUCCUAAUCACCUUCCUCGUCCUGGCCGGCAUCACCGCUCUCAUAUUAUGGUUGGUGUAUCGUCCCCACAAGCCAAAGUUCAGGGUGGUUAGUGCUGCAGUCUUUGAUCUCAACGCAACGGCUCCUCCCUUCUUGUCGGCCACCAUGCAGUUCACACUCACCACCAGGAACUCUAACCGGCGAGUCUCCUUUUUCUACGAUCAGCUUUCGGCUUUUGUCUCCUACAGAGACCAGGCCAUCACCCCUCCCGUGAUGCUGCCACCUUUGUAUCACGAGACGAAGAGCACGGUGAUUAUGUCCCCGGUGCUGGGUGGAGCUUCUGUUCCCGUUUCGCCGGAGGUGUCCAACGGCCUGGCCAUGGACGAGGCUUAUGGAGUGGUGGCUCUGAGAUUGGUACUGUUGGGAAAGCUGAGAUACAAGGCUGGUGCUAUCAGGACCGGUCGUUAUGGUAUAUACGUCGAGUGUGACAUGCUGGUCGGAGUGAGGAAAGGGUUUGUAGGUCAGGUGCCUUUGCUGCCAUCUCCCGGAUGUAAAGUAGAUACUUGAAAGAGAUCAUCACCAAAGCAGCUAUGGACAUCAUCUCAUCAUACCUCUUCAAGUGGCCCUCAUCAGCGAUGUAAACGUUUCCCCCGUUCAAGUUACUCACAAAACCAACGUCAGUCUACUGUUGCUACUUUUCACUUUUAAGGUCAUAUAACUCUUAAAAGUGUAUCCCAUAUAACUCUUAAAGUUACCCUAGAGGCUGUCCUGUGGGGUUUCUAUCCCACAUCCCUCUUGGGGGUUGGGGGAUUUGGUAGAUAAGUCUCCUGACGUCCUCACAAGUUGUCGGUUUUGAGGAUUGUUCGAGAAUUAGGUUUAUUUGCGAAAUUCUGUGGCUUCAUAAGAUGAUGAAAGAAAAAAAAAACUCUUAAAAGUGUAAA